AUGGAGGUCUACGCCAUCGCGUCCGUCUUCGGCGACCCUCGCACGCGCCAGCGCACCCACACAGAUCACGACGGCGGCAGGCACCCGAAGUGGGAGGACACGCUCUGGUUCGCCGUCCCGCCCACGGCGGCCGCGGCCUCCGCCUACCUCCACGUGCUCCUACGCACCGAGCGCCUCUUCGGCUUUGACGACCGCGACGUCGGCGAGGUGUUCGUCCCUCUCGCCGACCUACUCGACGGCGCCUCUGGUAGCACCACGGCUUGGCGCUGCGCGUCGUACCAGUGGCAAUGCCCCGAACGCCGCGGCAUGCUCAGCGUUUCGUAUCGUCUGGGCCCUGUCAUGGCGCCCGUGUUCCGCGACGACCCCGCGGCUCUGGGGUACGAGGUGACGGCGCCGUGGCAGUACCGCCCUCCGCGAUAUGCUUACGUGCCGGAGUACCAGUUGGUCUAUCCUCCGUCGUAUCUUCGCAUGCCGCCGGCGCCAGAGCUUGGAGCCGGCUCUGGCGCGGCCGCUGCGUCGGCGGGGACGAAGAACAUUCUGAAGAGCGGCAGCUUGGGGCUCGGCUCUGGGCUGCUCGGCGGAGGCUUUGGGGGUACGAUGUUCGGCGACAUGUCGUCGUUGUACAAAUCGUUCCAUGACGAUGCCGGGCACGGGGCCGCGGCAGUCGACACUGGAGUGGUUGCCAUCUAA
Messenger RNA from Lolium perenne, 690 nucleotides. The record is from RefSeq and is a predicted model, not a curated record. Lineage: Eukaryota; Viridiplantae; Streptophyta; Magnoliopsida; Poales; Poaceae.